AUGGGGUGUAAACUAAACUCUCCCAAUACCCCAAUUCUCUUCAAAUUUGCCACAAAAAGAUCAAAACUUGGAGGCAAAAGCAUCAAUUUUUCUCCCACUUCCUGUCUCAACAAUCAAAACCAAGAAACACCCACAAAGAUCCCAAAAUCUAAUAUUUCCACUGUUCAUUUCAAGUCUCUCACAGCUUGCAAGCUUGGCAUUUCUAGAUUCCCUGAUUUCCGAUAUAAUGCUGAAGGAGGAACAGGAACUGGGUCUGUCAAGAUCCACGAUGAUAAUAGCAGCAGCAGCCGACUUUUAGUUUCUUUCGAUGUUGGCACCCUUUAUAUCCCACCAUUGACAACUCAAACCACUAAGUUUCUGGGUCUUCCAUUGCCACCGUUUCUGAAGAUUGACAUUCUUCCUGAAUUCUUCCAAGGAAGCAUCAAUCAAGAGUCUGGCAAGGUUGAGCUUGAAUUUGAGUCAAAGUUCAUAUUCUCAAUUGGGAGUUUGUAUAAAGCUCCUCCAUUGCUGGUAAAAACCGUGCUGAGUUCUGAAGAAUCAAGAGGAAUCAUAAGAAGUGGAAAAGGAGAGAGAUUGGAUGAUAAAGGAAAGUGCAGAUUGGUAGGGGUGGCUACUGUUGACCCUAUUGAUGAUUUGUUUCUCAAUUCCUUCCUCUCUCUCCCCACUGAAUGUAUUGCAAACCUCAAUGCUAUAAUCACAUUCUCUUAG
Messenger RNA from Cucumis melo (muskmelon), 708 nucleotides. RefSeq lists its product as uncharacterized. The transcript has 2 exons. The coding region runs from base 1 to 708 and encodes 235 amino acids. NCBI's taxonomy places the organism in Eukaryota, Viridiplantae, Streptophyta, Magnoliopsida, Cucurbitales, Cucurbitaceae. The record is from RefSeq and is a predicted model, not a curated record.